AGUAGGAGCUCUGCACACUGAAAUGAUGAAGGCUUUUCACUGGAUCCUCCUGUACUGCACUGCACCGCUGCUGUCUGAUGUACAGGCCACAUACCACCUCAUGGCAGGGGAUCCCGAGCUGAUGGCUGCUCAGAGUUACGCUCAAACCAGAAAUAACGGGCGCCCACUGCUCAGGACCCUGAAUCCAGCAAUUCACAGAAGUGACUACACGUAUAGAGGAAGGUAUCACUACCACUACCAGCCACCAAGGAUCCCUCCACCGGUAGUGUAUCACCCCAUUCCUCUAUCUCCACCAGUGACUUACCACAGACCCCCAGUCCCCAUAUCCCCUUUUCACCACACAUUCAAAGGCCCAGGUGUGCCACAUAUGCAUCACAUACACAAAGCUCUCUCACCACCACUGGUUCGUCAUCCCCAACAUGGGAUCAAAGACCCGUUCCCUUACAAAAUGAAAGGUCUCUGCCCCUCACCUGUGGUACGCCCUCCAACUCAACCAGAACCGACAAUUCUACCAACCCUGCCAGCGAGUACAGUGGCACCGGUGACCGCCGUGCCGCCAGGGAAGACCACCGCUCCUGUGACGCUACCGGUCAGUACCCAAAGCGGCUUCAUCACCACCGUCAGUCCUGUGCCGACAGAGACAGACUCUCAGUGCAGAAGCCGUUCCCUGGACCUGGUCUUCAUCAUUGACAGUUCUCGCAGCGUGCGUCGAGGAGAGUUUGAGAAGGUUAAAAUCUUUCUGGCCAACAUGGUCGACACCCUCGAAGUGGGCUCAGAUACCACCAGGGUGGCUGUGGUCAACUACGCCAGCACGGUCAAGACAGAGUUCCUGCUCAAAGACUAUUUUAGCAAACUAGACUUGAAGAAAGCCAUCUCCCGCAUUGAGCCCUUGGCGACUGGCACCAUGACCGGCCUCGCCAUCAAAACUGCAGUGAAUGAAGCUUUCACCGAGCAGUCUGGAGCCCGGCCUCGUUCUAGGAAUAUCUCCAAGGUGGCCAUCAUUGUGACAGAUGGGAGACCUCAAGACCAGGUGGAAGAAGUGUCUGCUUCAGCCCGGGGAAAGGGUAUCGAGAUCUACGCUGUCGGGGUGGACCGUGCGGACAUGCGAUCCCUGCAGCUGAUGGCCAGCACCCCUCUGGAGGACCACGUCUUCUACGUGGAAACCUACGGCGUCAUCGAGAAGCUCACGUCCAAGUUCAGAGAGACCCUGUGCGGUGUGGACCCCUGCUCCAUGGGACACGACUGCAAACACAUUUGUGUCAACAGCAACGCCUCGUAUUACUGCAAGUGCCGGAAAGGUUAUAUCUUGAAUGCGGACAAGAAAACAUGUUCCCUGAAACAGGUGAAGGUCGAGGUGGUGGAGGAUCCCUGCAAAUGCGAGGCUAGACUGGCUUUCCAGAAGCAGACGCAGGCAGCCAUCCAACAGCUCACAGCCAAGCUUGCUGACGUGACUGGGAGAAUAGAGCGUCUUGAGAACACGGUGGGCCGUGCCUGAAGCUUUGCACAGCCAGAUGACUUUUGUUGCUCCCACAGACUACUGCAUCAUGGGGAGGAACUUCCUGUGAUCCACUCUAACUUCAACCACAGACUGAGAGAAGCGAUGACUCACAAAUCAACCCCCCAGGUUACUGAAUGCUAAGCAACAAUGUCUACAAAUAAACUUUAUUUUAACUUUUUAUUGAUGAUUUUUUCCCCCAAAUCUACUGUAAAUGUUACUUAAACUAAACCCCCAGGAGCUUAUUAAAAUGUAUAGUAAUCUAACAUUUCUUUAGUCUUUUUUUUCUAUUUUGUAUAAAUGAAUAUUGUAUAUAUUAGCCUCAUGCCGUAUUACAUGCCUUAAUAAAUAUGUAACUUGAAUUCAGCUUUUUCCAUUUAUCGGGUGGUGACACAAACAUGUAUCAUACCAUAUAUAUAAUAAAAAAUGCCAUUAAAAUUUAAUCUAAUCUCAUAUUUGCAUAUUUGUUGUUGUAUUAUUUUUGAAAUAAGAUUACAUGGUACACUCUAUAAAAUAUAUAUUUAAAAAAAUACAAUUACUAUCUAAAGAUGUAAUAGCGUUAUAGUAAAUUCUUUAAGUAGUAAAAUUCUAGCUGAUUGACUGAAA
This is a messenger RNA of Oreochromis aureus, 2101 nucleotides long. RefSeq names its product matrilin 3a (gene matn3a). The coding region runs from base 23 to 1495 and encodes 490 amino acids. The record is from RefSeq and is a predicted model, not a curated record. The transcript is spliced from 7 exons. Gene Ontology annotation, molecular function: calcium ion binding. Lineage: Eukaryota; Metazoa; Chordata; Actinopteri; Cichliformes; Cichlidae.